Messenger RNA from Iphiclides podalirius (scarce swallowtail), 312 nucleotides. The record is from the annotation of a GenBank genome assembly. Lineage: Eukaryota; Metazoa; Arthropoda; Insecta; Lepidoptera; Papilionidae.
AUGCGUGGUGGUCGAUGUCCUGAUACUCUCUCUAUAGAUGAGGCGUUUGCCCACCAGUGGGAUGAAAAUGGAAGUGAAUGUCCACUCACGUACCAGUUAAUCAUUCACCAUAAACGGACACACGUACACUUUGAUUCCACGAGUGCUCUUAUACGUAAGACUAUGUGCACGUCACCGGUGCCCGAUGGCACGCGCCAGCUGAUCGCAGCCAAGCAGAACGCGGUUCGAUUCCAGGCGCACUUCACGGCUUUUGAACUCGACUCCGAGCGAGCUCAGCGAUACGCGACCGCGCUGUGGAUCGUUUGUUCAGCG